This is a messenger RNA of Theobroma cacao (cacao), 1763 nucleotides long. RefSeq names its product C2H2 and C2HC zinc fingers superfamily protein. NCBI's taxonomy places the organism in Eukaryota, Viridiplantae, Streptophyta, Magnoliopsida, Malvales, Malvaceae. The record is from RefSeq and is a predicted model, not a curated record. Gene Ontology annotation, biological process: mRNA 5'-splice site recognition; mRNA splicing, via spliceosome; spliceosomal snRNP assembly. Gene Ontology annotation, molecular function: pre-mRNA 5'-splice site binding; zinc ion binding. Gene Ontology annotation, cellular component: nucleus; U1 snRNP.
UCUUUUCCCUUCCUUUAGCACCAGCUCGCUUCCUUUCUUUCUAGAAUACCCUAUGGCCUCCAUCUGUUUUUCUCUCUCCACCGUCGGUUCCGUCGUCAGCUACCGUUGAAAGUCCCACCGUUUUCUUUCUUUCUUUCUGCUUCCUUGGCAUUUCCACCGAUCGAUUCCUCCCAAAACUCUCAUUCUCUACAAAACCCUAAACCGGAGUCCUUCCACCACCACUUUUCUUUUCUCCGUCGCCGCCUCUGGAAGUCUUCUGAUUUGACGUUUUCAAAGUCAUGCCUCGGUAUUAUUGUGAUUACUGCGACACUUAUUUGACCCACGACUCUCCAUCAGUUAGGAAACAACACAAUGCUGGUUACAAACACAAGGCAAAUGUUAGAACUUACUACCAGCAAUUUGAGGAGCAACAGACCCAGAGCUUAAUUGACCAAAGGAUCAAGGAACAUCUUGGUCAAGCUGCAGCUUUCCAGCAGGUUGGAGCUGCUUUCAAUCAACAUCUGAUGGCUCAGAGGCCCCGCCUUCCUGUUCUUCCUACACCUGUUAUGCCGAUUCCAGGGGCUGCGCCGUUACCUAUGAAUCAACCAAUGGUCCCAGGGAUUAGACCCCCUGUUCUGCCAAGACCACUUCCAGGUCCUCCAGGUUAUGUUCCUGCUCCAGGCAUGCCACCAAUGGUGGCACCACCAGGUGCUCCUUCCUUGCCUGGUCAAAUAAAUGGUGUUCCACGGCCUCCUACAUUGGCUCCCCUGACAACAGUUCCUGGAACUGCAACGACACCAACUUCUUCUAAUGCAGCGCCCACCAUGGUUACACCUGCAAGUUAUCAAACCAAUCCUGCUGCCCCAACAGGUGGAGGGUUUGACAAUUUCAAUGCCAAUGCACAGCCUUCUGAAGCUAAUCAUUAAUCUGGUUAAACUUGCAUGCUUUGCUUCCAUAUCUAAAGUAAGAGCUUAAGUAAGCUGAUGUAUGCUAUUGAACAUGAAGCUUUGUGAUUAUUAAGGGUGUAUGGUAAUUUUUUUUAGAAGGGUAGUUUGUGUAUGAGACUUGCAGCAUAUGGGAAACAUAUAACUUGAUGAAGACAAAGAAGUUGACUUAUUUUGCUUUGACAUUGUUUUUUGGCACAAAUUUGUCUUCUGGGAAGCAUAAAAGGUUUUCACAGAUUAUCUGAUCUGAAAAUUUUUAAGGUCAAUGCAUUUAUUCAAACCUAAGGGAGCAGGCUUAUCAUUUCACCAUUUGGGAUUUUGCACUGGUUCAUUGACACAGUUUAAAUUAUGCAAAAAUAGUGUAAGCUUAGUAAUAUUCUUCAUUGUUUAUUUCAGUUUAUAUGUUUAUAGAUAUAAAUGUAUUCUUCUUCCAUAUUGCAAUGUUGCACAAAGGAUCCACCGAUGAUAUCAAGGGAGUACCUAAGAAUAUCAUGAUUGUUUUGGUUGUUCUUCUACGGGUUGCAUUAUUCUCAUAAUGUGGGAUUCAGACGUAAUGAACGAAAAUACUAUAUCUCCUUGGUAAUUUUUUUUACCUUCAUCAUACUGUUUUUACAGGCAAUCAGAGCCAAUGAGCAUUCCUCUCAGUCUGAUAAUGAUAUUUCAUUCAGCUUUCCUGUUGGGAUUCUUACUCUAAAAUUCCAUCAAGUUCUUUGGUGCUGAAUGGAGGAUAGUUUUGUGCUGCCAUUGUAUCUUUCCUUUUUUUUUUUCAUCACUAGUAGAUUUUUAUUGUGAUACAGUUGAAAGUUGGUGUUACUUACAAAGUCUGGAGCUUAUCCUGUA